This is a messenger RNA of Lepus europaeus (European hare), 1842 nucleotides long. RefSeq names its product napsin A aspartic peptidase (gene NAPSA). The coding region runs from base 1 to 1842 and encodes 613 amino acids. The transcript has 11 exons. NCBI's taxonomy places the organism in Eukaryota, Metazoa, Chordata, Mammalia, Lagomorpha, Leporidae. The record is from RefSeq and is a predicted model, not a curated record. Gene Ontology annotation, biological process: proteolysis. Gene Ontology annotation, molecular function: aspartic-type endopeptidase activity. Gene Ontology annotation, cellular component: lysosome.
AUGCCUGGGCUGCUGCUGCUGUCGCUGCUGCUGCACCAGAUCCUGCUGCGCGCGCAGCCCGGGGGAGCCGCGCUGAUCCGCAUCCCCCUGCGCCGCGUGCCCCCUGGACGCCGGGACCUGAGCCCCGCGGCAGAGCCCCCCGCGCUGAGGACCCCGCGCCCUGGGGACAAGCCCACCUUCGUGGCUCUCUCCAACUACAUGAACGCCCAGUAUUUUGGGGAAAUCGGGCUGGGGACCCCUCCCCAGAACUUCUCCGUCGUCUUCGACACCGGCUCCUCCAAUCUCUGGGUCCCGUCCAGGAGAUGUCACUUCCUCAGCGUGCCCUGCUGGUUCCACCACCGCUUCAACCCCAAAGCCUCCAGCUCCUUCCGGCCCAACGGAACCAAGUUCGCCAUUCAGUACGGAACCGGGCGGCUGGACGGGAUCCUGAGCGAGGACAAGCUGACGAUCGGGGGCCUGCAGGGCGCCCCAGUGACCUUCGGGGAGGCUCUGUGGGAGCCCAGCCUGGUCUUCACCCUCGCCCACUUCGAUGGCAUCCUGGGCCUCGGUUUCCCCACUCUGGCUGUGGAGGGAGUUCGGCCCCCACUGGACGUGCUGGUGGAGCGGGGGCUACUGGACAAGCCCGUCUUCUCCUUCUACCUCAACAGGGACCCCGAGGGCGCUGAUGGCGGGGAGCUGGUCCUGGGCGGUGCAGACCCGGCUCACUACACCCCACCCCUCACCUUUGUGCCGGUCACCGUCCCCGCCUACUGGCAGAUCCACGUGCAGCGCGUGGAGGUGGGUACACAGCUGACUCUGUGCGCCCAGGGCUGUGCCGCCAUCCUAGACACCGGCACGUCGCUCAUCACAGGGCCCACGGAGGAGAUCCGGGCCCUACACACAGCCCUCGGGGGGUUCCCCCUGCUGGCUGGGGAGUACCUCUUCCAGUGCUCGCAAAUCCCAGCGCUGCCCCCAGUCUCCCUCCUUCUCGGAGGGGUCUGGUUUAACCUCACGGCCCAGGAUUACGUCAUCCAGAUCGCCCGCGGCGGCGUCCGCCUCUGCCUGUCCGGCUUCCAGGCCUUGGACGUGCCGCCGCCCGCCGGGCCCCUCUGGAUCCUGGGCGACGUGUUCCUGGGGACCUACGUGGCCGUGUUCGACCGCGGACACGCGAGCGCCGGCGCCCGCGUGGGCCUGGCGCGCGCGCGCUCCCGGCCCGCGCAGGCGCAGUUCCACGGCCUCUCGCUGCCCGGAGCUGCCGGGCCUGGGUACCCCUCCCCCAUCGCCAGCCCCGGACCCCCCAUCCCCGCCUCGCCUGACUCGGGCCCCCCCGACUCGGCCCUCCACUCCCGCAGCCCCCCGACUCGGCCCUCCACUCCCGCAGCCCCCGACUCGCCCAUCGACUCCCGCAGCCUCCGACUCGGCCCUCCGACUCCCGCAGCCCCCGACUCGCCCCUCCGAUUCCCGCAGCCCCCGACUCGGCCCUCCACUCCCGCAGCCCCCCGACUCGGCCCUCCACUCCCGCAGCCCCCCGACUCGCCCCUCCGAUUCCCGCAGCCCCCGACUCGCCCAUCGACUCCCGCAGCCCCCGACUCGCCCAUCGACUCCCGCAGCCCCCGACUCGCCCCUCCACUCCCGCAGGCGCCGCCUCCGUCGCCGCAGCCCCCGCCGCCCCGCCCCGGCGCCUGCGCACUUCCUCCCGGAGCCCAGGCCCGGCCCGCCCCCGGCCCCUCCCCGAGCUCCAGCCCUGACCGGGUCUCUCCGACACCCGACCCCGCCCCAGUGUCCUCAGUCCAGACGGCGCCCCCGGACGCUCUGGCCUCUCCGCUCUCAGCCCCCUCCUCAUCCCCCUUAUCCUUGCCCUAG